UGUCCCCCGGGACAUAUAUAUAAGCCUUUUAAAGUAUUUGGUGGAACUUCACGAAGUGUUCGGUGUCAGAUUUAAGGAGUUAUAAAACUCAGGUUUCAGGAUGCAAAAAGGUGUACAUCAUUUCUUUGACCUAUCCGCUGGAGAUCCCACAGCUGCUCGACAUGGAGAGUCACGUGUUUUAAUACCGGAAACGCAGCACGUGAAUGCGCAACAAGAAAUAACGACCGAUGAAAUUUAUAACAAGAAACAAAUGUUAACUCCAGGUACAAGUUUCGACGCAUAUAACCGCGGUAUGACACAUACCUUUAACGGGUAUGCGAUUUAUGGCGAACCGUUUCAAAGAUUUGACACGGAAAUGACGUCAUUAGAACUUCAUUACGCGAAGCUCGCCGAUUGUUCUCUCUGUAAAUACCUUCACCAAAUAAUGCUGAGCAAGUUUCACGAAAAUGGAAGAAAACAAGUUCAAGCAUUUUUGGAAUUAGAGUAUAUACGCUCACUGUUUGGUGACGUUUACCAACAUUCACUGCAAGGAAGGGCAGUGUCUGAAAGCUAUGUUUCCAUUCCGCAACCAUUCCGCAUGCCGCCAAAAUACUCUAAUCAGAUGCCAGUGACUAUAAACGGACCUGAUUCGAGCGUGUGCGAUCCCAAUCCGGCCAUUGGAUCAAUGAACUCUUAUUCUGCUGGACUAUUAGGCCGCUUUGCUAGUUUCGAUAUCCAAACCAAAAUGCAAAACGGACCAAACGAUCACAUACGGGCAAUUAACCCGGAAAUAAUAUCACCAACCGCUGAUACAUUUUCACUCCCCGGAAUUACACCGGAAAAGAGCGAGACAACGAACAAACAAGAAGCAAAAGCGCUGAAUCUCUCCACGAAAGGAACGAAGCCGAAAACGAAAUCAUCCACGAUGCCCUACCCGUUAUCUAAGGUCGGCGGGAAGAUGCACUACGAGUGUAAAUAUUGCCAGAAGACCUUCGGACAGCUGUCUAACCUAAAGGUACACCUACGCACCCAUACCGGAGAGAAACCUUACGUCUGUGCCGAAUGCGGAAAAGGCUUCGCCCAGCUGGCGCAUCUGCAAAAACAUCACCUCGUGCACACAGGGGAGCGCCCCCAUCAGUGCGGCGUCUGCGACAAGCGCUUCAGUUCCACAUCGAACCUGAAGACACACUUGCGGCUCCACAGCGGCGACCGGCCGUUCCAGUGCCGGGUGUGCCCGGCGGCGUUCACGCAGUUCGUUCAUCUGAGGCUUCACAAACGGCUGCACACGAAUGAGCGGCCGUUUGAGUGCAUGCGUUGCCGCCGGAAGUACAUCAGCGGAAGUGGUCUCAAAACGCACUGGAAAACGGGCACAUGUUUGCAACGUGUUGAAUGCGCGUAAGAACGCAAGCACAUACUAAAUUGUCUCACAAAGAUAGUUCGACAAUAUAUGUCACGGCAUGUUUGUGAAUAGCUUCAACAACAUAUAAAUCUAUUGAAUGGUAUAAGGACAAUGGAUAUUCAAGAAAAUGGAUAUAAUAACUGAAUUAGUUUUUCAUAGAUUUUGAUGGUUAACAUGUAUCCUUCGAAGAAAUGUGUUUCCUUUUUUGACGAUAGUGUCUAACGAUGUUUAAAUAUGAACUAUUUUUAGUCAUAGCUAUAAACUAUACAGGGAAUGCGUAGAGUAAUACGCUUGUUAUGUACAAAUUUGUCAAAUUGUCGUGAAUUAGUACUGUUCAUGUUUGGAAAUAGCCUAAUAAUAUAGAUGUGUGUCAAUAUGCGUACACGAGAAAUAAGGAAAAAGACAUGAAAUGUUGAAAUAUCUUAAGCAUGUAUAUACCAUAGAUGCAUACAGUAUGGUGUAACUUAUACAUAUACUUUUUAUAACAACAGAACGUAAGAUUUCGACAUGUAUCACAAUUGUUUGUAUAAGCGGCUAUUUUAUACGGUCGAUUUUUAAUUUUUAAAUAUAAUUUAUUACGAAAUAGGCGAAGCAGUAGAGCGCUAAUGUUUUGUGCUUGAUAUUUAUUAUAUACAUCUGAAUAGCAUAUACGCUUUAUAUGUUGUUUAAUGCAUG
Messenger RNA from Dreissena polymorpha, 2053 nucleotides. Its product is annotated as zinc finger and SCAN domain-containing protein 20-like. Bases 101 to 1378 code for a protein of 425 amino acids. Gene Ontology annotation, cellular component: cytoplasm; nucleus. Gene Ontology annotation, molecular function: DNA-binding transcription factor activity; histone deacetylase binding; RNA polymerase II cis-regulatory region sequence-specific DNA binding. NCBI's taxonomy places the organism in Eukaryota, Metazoa, Mollusca, Bivalvia, Myida, Dreissenidae. Gene Ontology annotation, biological process: regulation of transcription by RNA polymerase II; cell fate commitment. The transcript is spliced from 2 exons. The record is from RefSeq and is a predicted model, not a curated record.